Megalopta genalis is the source of this 3076-nucleotide messenger RNA. RefSeq names its product rab-like protein 6. Gene Ontology annotation, cellular component: cytosol; nucleus. Gene Ontology annotation, molecular function: GTPase activity; GTP binding. NCBI's taxonomy places the organism in Eukaryota, Metazoa, Arthropoda, Insecta, Hymenoptera, Halictidae. The record is from RefSeq and is a predicted model, not a curated record.
UUGGAGUAUGACAGCGUGGGGAUGGCAAACUAUUUUGAUAGUCCGUGCGCUGACACUGGUCUAAAGAACGAGUACCAACAUUACUAAAAGAAAUAAGUGUAGCUGCCAAGUGACAGCUGGUUUCGUUUUGUUGUAUCGGUUAUCUAUUUGGAAUGAAUUUUUAUUUUCUACAAAUAAUUUAGUAUAAAAUGUGGUAAGCGAUGUAAACAUUUUCCACUAUCCCUGGAGUUUAUUAUAAAAGUGUAUUUGUCAUAGCACUAUCAAGGGAAAGAUAUUUUCCUGUAUUAUUUUUGUCACAACCCUAAAGAGGUAUAAGAUGUUAUCAGCAUUUAAAAGAUUGGCUGGGAAGUCUGAUGGAGUUGGUAAUGUAUCUCCAAGACCAGCUCAUCAGUCUAUGCCAACAACAUUACAGAGAAAAUUUGCCAAAGGUGUACAAUAUAAUAUGAAAAUUAUUAUAAAGGGUGAUAGAAAUGUGGGAAAAACUUGUUUAUUUCAUAGACUUCAAGGCCAAAAAUUUAUAGAAGAAUAUAUACCGACAGAAGAAAUACAAGUAACAAGCAUUCAGUGGAACUAUAAAGCAACAGACGAUGUUGUGAAAGUCGAAGUGUGGGAUGUUGUAGAUAAAGGUCGCCGAAGAAAAAAGUUUGAAGGCCUGAAGAUGGACAAUUCUCAGUCAGAGAAUAUAAUUGAGGAACCUGCAUUGGAUGCAGAAUUUCUUGAUGUCUAUAAAGGGACCAAUGGCGUUAUCAUUAUGAUGGAUAUUACAAAGUCCUGGACAUUUGAUUAUGUACAAAGGGAACUUCCAAAAAUACCUAGCCAUAUACCAGUUAUCGUUUUAGGAAACCAUUGUGAUAUGGCUCAUCACAGAACAGUUACAUCGGAUCAUGUGACGUAUUUUAUUGAUUCAUUACACGAGAGAUCGGCACAAGUAAGGUACACUGAAUCAUCCAUGAGAAAUGGUUUUGGUUUAAAACUUCUGCACAAAUUCUUCAAUCUUCCAUUCCUUCAGCUACAACGAGAAACAUUGCUGAAACAGCUUGAAACCAACGAAGGGGAAACGCGUCUGACAGUACAGGAACUUGAUCUAUUUCAGGACAGCGACGACGCCGAUUACAAUAAAUUCCUAGAUAAUCUCGUUAACAGAAGAAGAGCUAUCGCUGAUUCAGUUUCUGCCAGUAUUCUAGUCUCCAACGUUACAACUUCUUUAAGCAAUCAUCAUAUAUCAUCUUCUAAUGGUAACAUAAAUACAAAUACAGAAGUUAGGAGAUCCAUUUCGAUGCCUGGUCCAAUAGGAGGUGGAACGCCGAUUCCAGUUAAAAAUAUAGAUAUGAAAACAUCACCAAAGAAAGAGAAUUUCAGCACUUUAGAGAAUCAAGUAGCUCCUAUUAAAACUAUGCAGAUUGCAUUAGCAUUAUCUGCCUCUCAAAAUGUAACAAAUGCAGACUCCAAAGUAUCUGAAUUUUUAAAUAGUAAUUCUGACAGAAGAGAUUCCAUUAGCAAACCACAGUCACUCAUGUCUAAAAUAUUUGGUAACAAAAAGGAAGAUGAAGUGGAUAAAACAGUGCACAUUAAUAAUAUGAAUACAAGUGUACCAUUAACUAGUGUUGAAGACUUUGUACCGGACGAUGGUCUUUUAGAUAGAUCAUUCUUGGAAGACGGUAAUCAAGUCUCGCCACAGAAAAUACAGCAUCAAGAGCUAGAUUCCGAAAGCGAUACUGAAACUGCAAAUCCAUUGGUUGCCGGUUACGAGGACGAUUUAUCAUCCACCGAAGAAACAACGCCUCCGAUUCAGCCAAAAUUAGCUGAGAAUCCAUUAUCCAAACAAAAGCAUAAACGCGAAUCUCUUACAAAUACCGAAAUAAAUUCGGAGAAACUUCGACAAAUUGCUAAACGUGAUUCUGUCUCGUCGAUAGACCAAGAACUACAAAUAUCGAACAAUUACGAUAUCAAUGAACAACAAGAGAUUAGUUCUGAUGAAUUUGAUAUUUGGCUUCAAGGUGAUUCUAAAUGGAGACAGAGUCCUGAGGGUGGCGAAGAUGUGAGCAGUAGUAGCACAAGAAAAGACAGAUUAGGAUUGAGCGAUAAAAGUUUAGAUGUUAGUGUAACGAGUUCUAAUGUACAUCUAGAAUUACUUGAUAAUGCUAGUGUACAGCACAUGAGCUCGAAUGGCAGUAGUCCCGUAUUGAAAGAAAAGAAGAAGCACAAAGAAAAGAUGGAAGAUAAAGAGAAGAAGAAGAAGAAGAAAUCUAGAGAUAAAGAUAAGGAGAAAGAUAGAACAGAGAAAACAGAAAAGAAAAAGAAACGUUCUUCGCACCGAUCAAGAGAAGAGAGUAGGGAACAGGAGUCUCGUAGAAUUUCUGAAUGGUUCUGGAACCCAAAUUGAUACCGACAUUGUCCACAAAGCGAUAUAGCGUGUUUUGCUUAAAUGAUGUUACAUUUAAUCAUAUUCUUAAUCCAUAACUGUGUCUUCUGGUAAGGCACGCAAUAUUUCCUAUAAUAAUAAAUCUUUCAAAAUAAAAAUGAGAUUAUGGCUUGCCAUUGAUUUAAAAGCAAGCUGUAUAUGAUAUAAAUUUUUUGUUAUAAUUCUUUGUAUGAUAAAAAACGUUAUGAAUUGUAACAAGAGCAAAUUUUUAUCAAACCAAAAGUAAUAUUAUAUUAUUAAGUUCAAACUAUUUUAAUAAUUGUUGAUAAUAUAUUUGUCUAAUUAGCAUUCCAUUAGCAGCUCAUGUAAAAAUAUGUAUGAUAUCCAUUCAAAUCCAAAUGUAUUUCAUCAUUACGAUUUUGAACUAAUAUUUAUGAUCUAUAUGAACUCGAACUACUUCCUUUAUCACUUCGUAUCUUCCCCGACGCAAUUUUUCUGAAAAGAAUAUUUGAUUAAUAUUUUUACCCAUUUAUUUAUAAGUGUUACUAGCUGCUUAUUGUUUAAAAAAAUUUUCUCGUGUAGAAAAACAUUUAUGUCGUUUAAGUGAUGAUAUAUGGUUAUUAUUUUUUAACAUAGCGAUUAUAACGUCACCGAUAAAGCAUUAUGUUAAUAUGUAUAUAUAAUUAAACAAAAGAAUUGUCUUACAACUUGGUA